AAUUGUGCAAGACUCGCAAUUUGAGACCGUACAUACUUUAUUGACACAAUGUUAGUUUAUUACUUUAAUUGUUUAUUCACCUUUUAAGCUUUGGCGUGUAUGACUUGACGUUUUUGUUUUUGUAAAUUGCACAUACUGCACAAAUAAUAUUUCGCUCAAUGAGUUGGAUAAAUGAUACCAACACGGAAACGCAUUUUUUUAGUUAUAUUAUUAAUUGCCCUACUGGGCCUCUUGCUGCGCUUUCUACUCUUCAAUCGUCCACUACCGGAUUUGAAGGACGAAGCGAACUACCGAAGAAGCACCGGAGAGCCAGUGUUGGUAAUGGUGUUCUAUGAGGCUCUUUGCCCGGACUCCAAAUACUUUAUUACCAAGCAAUUGUUGCCCGCGUACAAAAAUGCUGCUCCCAUUAUGGAGGUUCAGCUUGUGCCUUAUGGCAAGGCCCACACAAAGACAGACGCUGAGGGUAAACUGAUCUUUGACUGCCAACACGGUGCCACAGAAUGCCAAGCGAACAUUUAUCAUGCAUGCGUAGCAGAAAUUAUCGAUGAUCCAUUAAUCCGCUUAGAAGUUGUUAACUGUAUGAUUCGGGACAACCGAUUACCCAAAGAUGCUAUGCACAAGUGUGCCAAGCAACACAAUUUUGAGAAUAUUGAUCUGAUUCAAAAGUGCUUUGAUAGCAAUCAUGGAUCGGAAUUGAUGAAACUGAACGGCGAUGCAACAUCCGCACUUCGACCCCAAGUCACAUUCAUUCCAACAAUAACAUUAGAUGGAUCGCAGGGAAGACAGGCGUCAAUUUUAAAGGAUCUACUUGGCGAGAUAUGCAAGGUGGCAGCAGGCAUGGAUCAGGCUGAGAAAAUUUGCAAACAUUAGUUCAAAAUAUUUUUACAUAAAUCAAUUUUUAUAUAUAGACUGCAAUUUUUGCAAAUUGACAAUUGUUUAUUAAAUUGAAUUCUUGAGUUUUACAAUUAAUUAAUAAAUAUAAAAAGAACAUACGUUAGUCAACAUAAUUAA
This is a messenger RNA of Drosophila grimshawi, 1011 nucleotides long. RefSeq names its product gamma-interferon-inducible lysosomal thiol reductase. The record is from RefSeq and is a predicted model, not a curated record. Gene Ontology annotation, molecular function: oxidoreductase activity, acting on a sulfur group of donors, disulfide as acceptor. Lineage: Eukaryota; Metazoa; Arthropoda; Insecta; Diptera; Drosophilidae. Bases 172 to 870 code for a protein of 232 amino acids. The transcript has 4 exons.